AUGGAGCCCGGUGGAGUGUGGAAACUGCAGCCUUCUAGAUAUAUGUACAUGUCCCACACCAUCCCUCCCUCUCCCUAUUUUGUCUCUUUCUCACUUGACUCUGUUUUGAAGGUCUUAUUGGGUGAAAGACUUGAAUGCGAUGUGGACAAAAUCAUACCAUCCAGAGCUGGAUUGCAAACUGUUCUGGAAGUCUUGAAGAUUCAGAUGAACUAUUGGCCUACAUUGGAGUCCAGCUUUUCGAAAUUGCUAUCAAAAUGGGGACCCUAUACAUUCCUGAACAGGAAAAAACAGACAAAAAAGAGACGACGGACUGUGGUUCCAAUUUGGUGGAAAUGGGGACGAAAAAGGUUAUUGUAUCGCAUCCUAUGUGAGCAGCUUCGACUGAAAUGA
This is a messenger RNA of Ilex paraguariensis (yerba mate), 390 nucleotides long. The record is from the annotation of a GenBank genome assembly. Lineage: Eukaryota; Viridiplantae; Streptophyta; Magnoliopsida; Aquifoliales; Aquifoliaceae.